Cicer arietinum (chickpea) is the source of this 930-nucleotide messenger RNA. RefSeq names its product transcription factor MYB15-like. NCBI's taxonomy places the organism in Eukaryota, Viridiplantae, Streptophyta, Magnoliopsida, Fabales, Fabaceae. The record is from RefSeq and is a predicted model, not a curated record.
GAUAAGUUCUAAACUCGGUGCUUAAGUUGUCUUGGAUAAAACAAAAGUCUAAUCAUAUUUAAGAGAUGGUAAGAGCCCCUUUCUAUGACAAAAAUGGUCUCAAAAAAGGUGAAUGGAGUAGAGAAGAGGAUGAGAAGUUAAGUGCUUACAUUCAGAAACAUGGUCAUUCUAAUUGGCGUCAACUCCCAAAACAAGCAGAUUUAAAGAGGUGUGGAAAAAGUUGCAGACUUCGAUGGUUGAAUUAUUUAAGACCAAAUCUUAAACAUGGGAGUUACUCAAGUGAAGAAGAAGAAAUGAUCAUCAAAUUACACCACCGACAUGGAAAUAAAUGGUCUUUGAUUGCUGAAAAGUUGCCUGGAAGAACAGACCAUGAGAUAAAGAAUUAUUGGCAUAGCUACCUAAAAAAAAGUUCAAAGAUCAACGAGAUCAAAUUUUCUGAUCAAUUGAAUCAAAUGUCAUGUGAUAGUAAUGUUGAAGAAAAUAUUGAAACUAAUAAUUUUGAAACACCUGAAACCCCAAGUUCUAAUGCUGGUAAAGAUUGUCUUUAUAUUUUAGAAAGCUCAACAAUAUUACCUAUGUCCACAGAAACAUCAACAGGAGACAACUAUUUGCCUACCUUAGAGAACUGUCCAAGAACAGAGGAAGAUGAUGUUGCUCCAUGGUUAACUUUUGAAGAAUUUAGCGGCGAUUUUUGGACAGAACCAUGCAUCUUAGAAGAUACAUACAUCACUAAUAAUGAGAUAUCUAACGACGAAAUAGACAUAGACUUGUUUCUUCAAGACUUCUUUGAUUGUUCUUAUUCUUAUGCGUUUUAAAAUCUUGAAGUCUUUCCUUGAGUUUCGUGAGUUUUUCAUCGUAAUUUUUUGUAUUUCGAAAGUUUUAACUAUUUUGAAAAUGAAUUGUUAGAUUUCGAGCUCUUGCAAAUCUUUA